Molecule: messenger RNA, 3255 nt
Organism: Naumovozyma dairenensis CBS 421
Lineage: Eukaryota; Fungi; Ascomycota; Saccharomycetes; Saccharomycetales; Saccharomycetaceae
Gene: CRM1
Product: exportin CRM1
Exons: 1
Coding region: 1-3255 (1084 amino acids)
Biological process (GO): ribosomal small subunit export from nucleus; protein export from nucleus; ribosomal large subunit export from nucleus
Cellular component (GO): cytoplasm; nucleus
Molecular function (GO): nuclear export signal receptor activity; small GTPase binding
Source: RefSeq, a predicted model, not a curated record
AUGGAUGCAAUCUUAGAUUUUUCAAAAGAAUUGGAUAUCAAUGCAUUAGAUCAAGUUGUUGAUACCUUUUACAAAGGUUCUGGUGUCCAACAAAAGCAAGCACAAGAAGUGUUAACCAAGUUUCAAGAACAUCCAGAUGCUUGGCAACGUGCUGAUCAAAUUUUACAAUUUUCGAACAAUCCGCAAGCAAAAUUUAUCGGACUAUCUAUUUUAAAUAAACUUAUUAGUACAAAAUGGAAAUUAUUACCCGCGGAGCAAAGAAUUGGUAUCAGGAAUUUCGUUGUUGGGAUGAUUAUUACCAUGUGUCAGGAUGAUAUGGUAUUUCAGACUCAAAAAAAUUUGAUUAGUAAAUCAGAUUUAACUUUGGUCCAAAUUUUAAAACAAGAAUGGCCUCAAAAUUGGCCUGAAUUCAUCCCUGAAUUAAUUAGUAGUUCCACUUCUUCUUUAAACGUUUGUCAAAAUAACAUGGUUAUCUUAAAGUUGUUAUCAGAGGAAGUCUUCGAUUUUUCUGCUGAACAAAUGACUCAAGCUAAGGCAUUGCAUUUGAAAACAUCUAUGGCUAAGGAAUUCGAACAAAUCUUCAAAUUAUGUUUCCAAGUCCUAGAACAAGGCUCAGCCCCCUCUUUGGUUGUUGCAGCAUUAGAAUCUUUACUUAGAUAUUUACAUUGGAUCCCCAACAGGUAUAUUUUCGAAACAAACCUUUUGGAAUUGUUAAGUACAAAAUUUUUGGGUUCUAGUGACAUUAGAGCGAUUACUUUGAAAUGUCUAACUGAAGUAUCAAGUUUACGUAUCCCACCAAAUGCCCCAGCCAUGAAGACACAAACUGUCCUUUAUUUCCAAAAUACUUUACAACAAAUAGCUUUACAUGUCAUACCGGUCAGCACAGAUCUAAAAUCAACUUAUGCAACAGCUAAUGGUACUGAUCAAUCAUUCUUACAAGAUUUUGCAAUGUUUUUAACCACAUAUCUAACUCACCAUAGGGAUUUAUUAGAAAGUGAUGAAAGUCUAAGAGAGCUAUUAUUAAGUGCUCACCAAUAUUUGAUUGAAUUAUCCAAGAUUGACGAAAGAGAAUUAUUCAAAAUGACUUUGGACUAUUGGAAUAAUUUAGUUUCCGAUUUAUUUUAUGAAGUACAAAAAUUACCCUUAAAUGAAUUAAAUCCUUUAAUGCAGUUAUCUGUGGGGACUCAAACUAUUUCUACUGGUGCUGGUGCGAUGAACCCAGAUUUUUUGAAAAGAUUUCCUUUGAAAAAACAUAUUUAUGAAAAUAUUUGCUCACAAUUAAGAUGGGUCAUUAUAGAAAAUAUGGUUAGACCAGAAGAAGUUCUUGUUGUAGAAAACGAUGAAGGUGAAAUUGUAAGAGAAUUCGUCAAGGAAUCUGAUACCAUUCAACUAUAUAAAUCUGAAAGGGAAGUUCUUGUUUAUUUGACACAUUUGAAUGUUGAAGAUACUGAACAAAUUAUGGUUAACAAAUUGGCGAGACAGAUUGAUGGCUCAGAAUGGUCAUGGCAUAACAUUAAUACUUUAUCAUGGGCCAUUGGUUCCAUUUCUGGUACCAUGAAUGAAGAAACUGAAAAAAGAUUUGUUGUUACAGUUAUUAAGGAUUUAUUAGCUUUGACAGAAAAGAAGAGAGGUAAAGAUAAUAAAGCUGUUGUUGCAUCAGAUAUAAUGUAUGUUGUUGGUCAAUAUCCACGUUUCUUAAAGGCUCAUUGGAAUUUCUUGAAAACUGUUGUCUUGAAAUUGUUUGAAUUUAUGCAUGAAACUCAUGAAGGUGUUCAAGAUAUGGCCUGUGAUACCUUUAUUAAGAUUGUUCAAAAAUGUAAAUAUCAUUUCGUUGUUCAACAACCUCGUGAAACAGAACCUUUCAUUCAAACCAUUAUUAGAGAUAUUCAAUCUACGACAAGUGAUUUACAACCUCAACAAGUUCAUACUUUUUACAAAGCAUGUGGUAUAAUCAUUUCUGAGGAAAGAAAUAUUGCUGAAAAGAAUAGAUUAUUAAGUGAUUUGAUGGCUUUACCAAAUAUGGCAUGGGAUGCUAUAGUACAACAAUCUACAGCAAAUCCGGCAUUAUUAUUAGAUUCAGAAACAGUAAAAAUUAUAGCUAAUAUCAUCAAGACAAAUGUUGCUGUUUGUUCUUCUAUGGGUGCUGAUUUCUAUUCUCAACUAGGUCAUAUCUAUUUCAAUAUGUUGCAGUUAUAUAGAGCUGUUUCAUCAAUGAUAUCAGAGCAAGUUGCAUUAGACGGACUAAUUGCUACUAAGACACCAAAGGUUCGUGGGUUGAGAACAAUUAAGAAGGAAAUUUUAAAAUUGAUUGAAACAUACAUAUCUCAAGCAAAGAACUUGGAAGAAGUUGUUAAAGAUCUUGUUGAUCCAUUAUUAAACGCAGUUUUAGAAGACUAUUUGAAUAAUGUUCCAGAUGCAAGAGAUGCAGAAGUCUUAAACUGUAUGACAACAGUGGUUAGUAAAGUUGGUCAUAUGAUUCCACAAGGUGUUAUUUUGAUUUUACAAAGUGUCUUUGAAUGUACCUUAAAUAUGAUCAAUAAAGAUUUCACUGAAUACCCAGAACAUCGUGUGGAAUUCUAUGAAUUAUUGAGAGUCAUUAAUGAAAAAUCAUUCGGUGCAUUUUUGGAACUGCCACCCACAGCAUUUAAGUUAUUUAUUGAUGCAAUUUGUUGGGCAUUUAAGCAUAAUAAUAGGGAUGUCGAAGUUAACGGGUUACAAAUUGCCUUAGAUUUAGUGAAAAAUGUUGAAAGAAUGGGUAAUACCCCAUUUGCUAAUUCAUUUUACAAAAACUUUUAUUUCACAUUUGUUAGUGAGACAUUUUAUGUGUUAACAGAUUCUGAUCAUAAAUCAGGAUUUUCCAAACAAUGUUUAUUAUUAAUGAAAUUGAUAUCAUUGGUUUAUGAAAAUAAGAUACAGGUUCCAAUCUAUGAUGAAUCAAGCGCUCCUCAAGGUACAUCUAAUCAGGUUUAUUUGAAUCAAUAUUUAGCCAAUAUGUUAGGUAAUGCAUUCCCUAAUUUGACGGGAGAACAGAUUACUAAUUUCUUAGGUGCUCUAACUAAGCAAUAUGGUGAUCUAUCUAAAUUCAAUGGUAUCUUAAGAGAUUUCUUGGUUCAAAUUAAAGAAAUUGGUGGUGAUCCAACAGAUUAUUUGUUUGCUGAAGAAAAGGAAAAUGCUUUACAAGAACAGAACAGGAUACAAAGAGAAAAGGCAGCUAUGGUUGGUGGUUUAUUAAAACCAUCUGAACUGGGAGAUUAA